UUGGGCACUGGGACAGGCUGCCCAGAGCCGUGCAGCUGAGGAAGGGAUUGUGAGCAAGAAAGAGAAGAAUCCCCACCAGGGCAUUCCUGGGCCAGGGAAGCCCGAGGGCUUGGUGUCAGGACUAUCCAAGGAGAAGAGUUCCCAGCGCAUUGCACGGGACCCAGUUCCCCCCCACAGGUCAGAAAGGGUUCAGAGACCUCCCCUGGGGAGGAGUCAAAGCCGAGCGAUGCUGCGUGGAAAAAGUUUCAGGAGGCUGCCAGAUAUCAUCCAGCAGAGAAAUCCUGCUGUGGGGAGACUGACGAUAUGUGGGGACUGUGGGAAGAGCUUCCGGGUGAGCUCCAACCUCGUCCAGCAUCGGAGAAUCCACACUGGAGAGAAACCCUUCACCUGCUCCGACUGCGGGGAGAGCUUUCGGCAGCGAUCGCACCUCAUCCAGCACCAGAGGAUCCACACCGGGGAGAGGCCCUACGAGUGCACCGAGUGUGGGAAGAGCUUCAGCAUGAGCUCCAAGCUGAUCCGGCACCAGAUAACCCACACCGGGGAGAAGCCCUACAAGUGUGCCGAGUGCGGGAAGAGCUUCUCUGGGAACUCGCAGCUCGUCCAGCACCAGCGAGUGCACACCGGGGAGAAACCCUACAAGUGCAGUGACUGCGGGAAGAGCUUCAGCGUGAGCUCAGCCCUGACGCGACACCAGCGGGUCCACACUGGGGAGAAGCCCUACGAGUGCGCCGAGUGCGGGAAGAGCUUCAGCCAGAGCUCCGAGCUGAUGAAGCACCAGCGCGUCCACACUGGGGAGAAGCCCUACGAGUGCUCCGAGUGCGGGAAGAGCUUCACGGUGAGUUCCGCCCUCAUCCAGCACCGGCGGUUCCACCUGGGCGAGCGCCCCUACGGGUGUGCCGAGUGCGGGAAGAGCUUCACGGUGAGCUCCCACCUCAUCCAGCACCGCCGCUUCCACACUGGGGAGCGCCCGUUCGAGUGCACCGAGUGCGGGAAGAGCUUCCUGUGGAGAUCAGCCCUGCUCCGCCACCACAGGGUCCACACAGGAGAGAGGCCCUAUGCCUGCACGGACUGCGGGGACAGCUUUCGGCAGAGUGCCCACCUCAUCCAGCACCGGCGCACCCACACUGGGGAGCGGCCCUAUGCCUGUGCUGACUGCGGGAAGGGCUUCACCGUGAGCUCUGCGCUCCUCCGGCACCAGCAGAUCCACAGGGCAGGGGAGCCCCAGGAGGGGUGAGAGCAGGGUGCAGUUAGGUCUGUGACAUCCCUGGGGAGCAAAGCCCAGCGUCGCUCUCCCUUCACUCUAUUGCUUGCCCCGCUUGUGGAGAGUGAAAGCAAUUUCUUGUUAGGAGAAUGGGAAGGAGAGCAGGAGAUCCUAAAAAGUAGAGGUGGAAGAAAGGGAGAGUGGGCGCAAAGAGCUGAACUGGAGCUGUGAUGCAGUGGGGGAAGGAGGUGGCGUUCAGAGGGAUAGCGCUGAGGUGAGACAGGAGGGAAGUGGUUUGAACAGCGUGGAAUGUUCUCAGUGGCGUUUCAGCGGAAGGGAAAUAUCUUGCCUUUGGAGAACUUAUGGAGGGAAGUGAACGGACCAGCUGAGAGCCUGCAAAGCUCUGACAGGGUACACAGAAGCUCCUGCGUUCCCUCCCUGCCACCGCUCUGUCCGGUGGCCCUGAACGAUGUCCUCCAGGCCCUGGGCUGUGCCGGGGGAGCUUCCCGAGCCCCCUCCCGGUGCUGAGGGGCCCCGGGGCUGGCGGCGGGGAGACGUUGGGUUUGGUAACGCGCGGUGUGCCUUCUAAGAAACGCGGAGAUUAAACUGUACGUUAGCGCGGGGCGGUCGUUGCCACAGCUCGCCAAUAAAGCCUUCAGCACAGCG
Oxyura jamaicensis (ruddy duck) is the source of this 1867-nucleotide messenger RNA. Its product is annotated as zinc finger protein 436-like. The record is from RefSeq and is a predicted model, not a curated record. The coding region runs from base 227 to 1234 and encodes 335 amino acids. Gene Ontology annotation, molecular function: histone H3K36 methyltransferase activity; recombination hotspot binding; histone H3K4 methyltransferase activity. Gene Ontology annotation, biological process: positive regulation of reciprocal meiotic recombination. Lineage: Eukaryota; Metazoa; Chordata; Aves; Anseriformes; Anatidae. Gene Ontology annotation, cellular component: nucleus. The transcript is spliced from 2 exons.